AUAGGGCUGGCUACAGCAGUAUGGCUAUCUGCCUCCAGGUGACCUCAGGACUCACACAUUACGUUCCCCACAGUCAAUGUCUGAAGCCAUUUCUGCUAUGCAAAGGUUCUAUGGAUUGACAGUGACUGGAAAGAUGGACAGUGAAACAGAGAGGGCAAUGAAAAGGCCACGCUGUGGUGUCCCAGAUAAAUUUGGUACUGAAAUAAAAGCCAACGUGAGGAGGAAAAGAUAUGCCAUCCAGGGUCUAAAAUGGCAGCACAAGGACAUCACUUUCUGCAUACAGAACUACACACCUAAAGUUGGUGAAUAUGAGACAUAUCAAGCCAUCCGAAGAGCCUUUACUGUUUGGCAAAGUGUAACUCCACUGCACUUCCGUGAGGUUCGAUAUGUGGAUAUUAAAGAUGGACAUGAAAAGCAUGCUGACAUCAUGAUCUUCUUUGCUGAGGGGUUCCAUGGGGACAGCACCCCUUUUGAUGGAGAAGGGGGCUUUCUGGCACAUGCAUACUUUCCUGGGCCAGGUAUUGGAGGAGACACUCACUUUGAUUCUGCAGAGCCAUGGACUUCCAGAAAUGAUGAUUUAGAUGGCAAUGAUCUGUUUCUUGUGGCCGUUCAUGAACUGGGACAUGCACUGGGUUUAGAACAUUCCAAUGAUCCAUCAGCAAUCAUGGCCCCAUUUUAUCAGUGGAUGGACACUCAGAACUUUCAGCUUCCAGAUGAUGACCGUAGAGGAAUUCAGCAGAUAUAUGGAAGUGGUCAUGGAGAAGGAUCACCAAUCCCCACACGUGCUCCUCAGCCUACUCCGCGAUACCGUCCCGAUGUCCCAGAUGACCCAAAUGUUCCUCCUUACGGACCAGAUGUCUGCCAAGGCAAUUUUGACACCAUUGCUGUGUUGAGAGGAGAAAUGUUUGUGUUUAAGGAACGCUGGUUCUGGCGCGUGUGCGCAAUAACCGUGUAAUGGAUGGUUACCCACUGCCCAUUGGACACUUCUGGCGUGGGCUCCCAAACUCAAUAAAUUCGGCAUAUGAACGAAAAGAUGGAAAAUUUGUCUUCUUCAAGGGGAAUCAAUACUGGGUAUUUGAUGAAGCCAUUCUUGAGCCUGGAUACCCCAGAACAUUAAAAGAAAUGGGUCGGGGAUUACCAACUGAUAGGAUUGAUGCUGCCCUGUACUGGAUGCCAAAUGGAAAGACCUAUUUCUUCAGAGGAAACAAGUACUAUCGGUUUAAUGAAGAGAUCAGGGCUGUAGAUUCUGAUUACCCAAAGAAUGUCAAAGUAUGGGAUGGUAUCCCUGACUCUGUUCGAGGAGCUUUUAUGGGAAGUGAUGGAGCCUUUACCUAUUUCUACAAGGGUAACAAGUACUGGAAGUUUAAUAACCAGCAGUUGAAGACAGAAUCUGGUUUUCCCAAGUCUGUUCUGCAAGACUGGAUGGGUUGCAGGACCACCAAGCAACCUGAAGAUAAUGAUGUUGAUGAUGACAGAGAAGUAGUAAUCAUUGAAGUUGAUGAAGCCAGCGGAGGAAUAAGCAUGGCAGCUGUUGUAGUUCCAGUGCUCCUUUUGCUCUGCGUCCUGUUCCUUGGACUGGCUGUCUUUAUCUUCAGGCAGUAUGGCACUCCCAAAAGGCUUCUAUACUGGCAGCGAUCCCUGCUGGACAAAGUGUGA
Staurois parvus is the source of this 1656-nucleotide messenger RNA. NCBI's taxonomy places the organism in Eukaryota, Metazoa, Chordata, Amphibia, Anura, Ranidae. The record is from the annotation of a GenBank genome assembly.